UUGUAUUUAGAUUUUUAUUAAGUCUAAAGUGCUUAUGGAUCUUAUUAUUGUUCCCAAGGUGAUGAGUGGAGGCUGGAAUAUGAGGAAGGACUCAGUCACUAUAGUGAAGAAGCGCUUAGAAAGGAGUUUCCUGAGAAGACCAGACCAAUCAGUUUCAAACAUGCACCUUUCAUGUGUCCUGACAUGAGCCCCUCCUCUUCUGUACCUACCUCAGUUGAGCUGGUGAAGGCUGCAGAUAUUAAAGUGAUCGCUGCCCUUGGGGAUUCAUUGACGACAGCGAUUGGCGCAAAUGCAACCACAGUUCUUGGGAUACCUAUUGAAUUUCGUCACGUGUCUUGGAGCAUUGGUGGCUAUGGAACCUUUCAAGAUGUCAUUACACUGGCAAACAUCAUUCGACUCUUCAACCCCCAUUUAGUGGGACCCGCCCCAACUAAGACAGUUCACGGGACCCCGGCUCCCCUCUGCGAGACUGGAUUUAACCUGGCUGUAACGGGACACAACACCUUUAAUCUUCCUGAACAAGUCAGACAUUUGAUUGAUACACUGAAAACAUAUGAGGAUAUUGACUUUGAUGAGGACUGGAAACUGUUGACCAUUCUAAUUGGGAUGAAUGACAUCUGUGAUUACUGCAAAGACAAGGCAUUGCUUACAAAGCUGUUUCUUUGGCAAACUACAGACAGAAGAUUCUUCUACAGUAUUGACAAAUUUUGUUCACAAUGUCAAAGCAGAGACUAGAGGAGGCUUCAAAUAAAU
Puntigrus tetrazona (Sumatra barb) is the source of this 753-nucleotide messenger RNA. Its product is annotated as phospholipase B1, membrane-associated-like. The coding region runs from base 172 to 735 and encodes 187 amino acids. Gene Ontology annotation, cellular component: brush border membrane. Gene Ontology annotation, molecular function: A2-type glycerophospholipase activity; retinyl-palmitate esterase activity; phosphatidylcholine lysophospholipase A1 activity. Lineage: Eukaryota; Metazoa; Chordata; Actinopteri; Cypriniformes; Cyprinidae. The transcript is spliced from 8 exons. Gene Ontology annotation, biological process: phospholipid metabolic process. The record is from RefSeq and is a predicted model, not a curated record.